GUCAGCAUGGGACGAGCUCGGAAGCGUACGAUGGACAUGGUCCGCCUGGUCAAGGGCCUGUCCCGCAAUGGCGGCAUGCGUCGUCCUUCGUGGGUUCCUAUGGUGGACCGCUUCCCACCGCCGCCAGUGCCGCGCCAGGACCGCGACAAGCUGCCAGUCAUCACGUUCCCACAGGACCGACUGGCUGAGCUCUACAUGAAACAGCGCGACGGCAUAGUGGACAACCAGACGGCCUACGAGUUCGCCGACGAACAGCUGACGCUGAUCGAGCAAGGGAUCCCGGAGGCGGACGCCUUCAACUUGCUCAUUGAGAAGUACGACCAGGUGGAGAGCCACCGCUUUCUUGAGAAAUUCUCCCAGAUGCGCGGCAUUGAAUUUGCCGACCCCGCUGACUACGACGACAUUGAAAAGGGGUGGGUUGAAGCCGAGAGUCGUGCCAUUAAGGACGCCAUGCGUAUGGAGCACGAGGAGGAAGAGGCACUCCGAAACAUGUAGACACACGAGCUAGUAGACCACAGUUGCUAUUGGAACAACAAUACAUUUAACCCAAUAUUUGUGUUG
Molecule: messenger RNA, 561 nt
Organism: Phytophthora infestans T30-4
Lineage: Eukaryota; Oomycota; Peronosporomycetes; Peronosporales; Peronosporaceae
Exons: 1
Coding region: 7-495 (162 amino acids)
Source: RefSeq, a predicted model, not a curated record